Messenger RNA from Saccostrea echinata, 425 nucleotides. RefSeq names its product paired amphipathic helix protein Sin3a-like. The transcript has 2 exons. NCBI's taxonomy places the organism in Eukaryota, Metazoa, Mollusca, Bivalvia, Ostreida, Ostreidae. Bases 21 to 425 code for a protein of 134 amino acids. The record is from RefSeq and is a predicted model, not a curated record.
CCAAAAAAUCCACAGAGGACAUGGACAUUCCGGACAACACCGAGUGUAAAUUUAAUUUCAACUCAUUCAAAAUCGUGUACGUCGUCAACAGCGAGUACUAUUUGUACAAAAGUACAGCACUCACCAAGGCAAGGGAGUCACACAAGAGAGUGUCCCUAAAGCUACAUGACAAAUUCGCCACAUGGAUAAAUCGCUGGCGGGAGGAAAAUCUGAUGGAGAAUCAAAAGUCAGCUUGUGAGGAUUGGCUGAUGGGACACACCGAGGAUCUGGUAGCGUGUACCACCACGACGGAAUCUUGCGGUGCCGAGGAUGCCACACCCUACUUCACCUUUAACAAAUACAAAGUAUACAAAGUGGAGUAUGAAUACGAGACCAAAAGUGAGGCAGGGGAACCAGUUGAGCCAGUCAAAGAGGCCACUAAUUAA